This is a messenger RNA of Musa acuminata AAA Group (dessert banana), 735 nucleotides long. RefSeq names its product VQ motif-containing protein 31-like. NCBI's taxonomy places the organism in Eukaryota, Viridiplantae, Streptophyta, Magnoliopsida, Zingiberales, Musaceae. Bases 160 to 672 code for a protein of 170 amino acids. The transcript is spliced from 2 exons. The record is from RefSeq and is a predicted model, not a curated record.
CCGGUUCUUCGUUUCGCUUCUUGCUUGGCCUCUUGGAAGCCGAAUUGAUCUCGAUUUGUUUAUGGCUCGGGUUGGCAGAGCUCGAUGGACGAGUUCCAGCUUGAAGUAGGUCUUCUACUGCGCAAAGAAGAUAACCUGUGACUGAGAAGACUUACGUGCAUGGAGAAGGCAGCGCCGCGAAGCCCCGCUCCGGCCACCACCUUCGUGCGAACCGACGCGGCCACCUUCAAAGAGCUCGUGCAGCGGCUGACGGCCGGCCCCCAGAUCGACGACGCCCACAAGCACCACCCCGCCCCCUCCUCCUCCUCCUCCUCUUCCCACAAGCUGAAGACGCCGGGGCUCAAGCGGCAGCACGAGCAGCGGCGGGGAGUCCCUCGGCGCAGGUUCACCGCCCUCCGGCCUCGGCCGCUCUCCCUCCCGGCCAGCCCCGCCGCCAUCUCCCCUGCCAUGAGCCCCGUGGUGGCGUCUCCUUCGACCAGCUUCGCCAGGCUUCACAUACGCGAGGAGGGAGGCAACAAGGUGCAGGUGGAUCCGAACGAGGAGGAGGAGAAGGCUAUCAAGGAGAGGAGGUUUUACUUGCACCCCUCGCCGCGGCCGCGUAACGCCGAGGCGCCGGAGUUGCUUCCUCUCUUUCCGUUGUCUUCUUCUUCCCAGCCCAGUGACCAACCCUGAUUGCAUGAGGCUUAUUGCUGUAGCAUUAUUCAUUGUUAAUGCCCAUCCAGUUCUUAUACCCAA